Molecule: messenger RNA, 3425 nt
Organism: Durio zibethinus
Lineage: Eukaryota; Viridiplantae; Streptophyta; Magnoliopsida; Malvales; Malvaceae
Product: AP-3 complex subunit delta
Biological process (GO): protein targeting to vacuole; Golgi to vacuole transport
Cellular component (GO): endosome membrane; membrane coat; AP-3 adaptor complex
Source: RefSeq, a predicted model, not a curated record
UUCAAUUUUCAUCGUAAAACAUCUUCCAUGUACAAAAAAAUCCUCAAUUUUCCUAGCAUUUUCCCAAUAACCAAACAAACCCGUUUUGGUCACAUUUGUAUCCAAUUACCAUGACGAAGCCUAUCAUCCCUUGUCGUUUUUUCUCAUUAAAAUAGAAAAGAAAAAAGAAAAAACACCCCUUCCCACUUCAACCCAAAAUUCCCUGAAAAGUAUUCCCAGAAAGGUUGUUUCUGCCCUUCAUUCCCCCAACCCAAAAUACUCCCAAAUUCCAAUGCCAUACUCUAUCAAAUAAACCGAAAUUGUCAAACACCCAAAUCUCUUUUUCCGCCGUAUUUGCAAUGUCAGGUCCAUCACUGAUGGAUUCCCUGUUUCAACGUACUUUAGAGGACCUAAUCAAGGGCCUAAGACAACAACUGAUCGGUGAACAAGCUUUCAUUUCCAAAGCCCUGGAAGAAAUCCGUAAAGAAAUCAAAUCCACUGACCUCUCAACCAAAUCCACAGCUCUCCUCAAACUUUCCUACCUUUCCUCUCUCCACUUCCAUGACAUGUCGUUUGCAACUUUCCAUGCCUUGGAAGUCCUCUCUUCCCCUCGUUUUUCCCACAAAAGAAUCGCUUACCAUGCAAUCUCAAUUUCCUUCCAUGAUUCUACCCCUGUUCUUCUCCUUAUAACUAAUCAUUUGCGCAAGGAUCUUUCGAGUACCAAUGAGUUUGAAGUAAGUUUAUCUCUUCAAUGCUUAUCUAGAAUCGCAAAUGUUGAUCUUGCUAGAGAUUUGACCCCGGAAAUUUUCACUUUACUGUCUAGUAAUAAACUUUAUGUUCGAAAAAAGGCAGUGGCUGUAGUUUUAAGGGUUUUUGAGAAAUACCCAGAAUCUGUUAGGGUGUGUUUUAAACGCUUAGUUGAAAAUUUAGAGAAUUCUGAUCCCCAGGUUUUAUCUGCUGUCGUCGGGGUGUUUUGUGAACUUGCUAGUAAAGAUCCCAUAUCAUACCUUCCGUUGGCACCUGAGUUUUAUAAGAUUUUGGUUGAUUCAAAAAACAAUUGGGUUUUGAUUAAGGUGUUGAAGAUUUUUGCUAAGUUGGCUCCUCUGGAACCAAGGUUAGCCAAACGGGUUGUUGAGCCCAUUUGUGAUCAUAUGAGGAGAACUGGGGCAAAGUCAUUGGUGUUUGAGUGUGUUAGGACUGUGGUUACUAGUUUGAUUGAGAAUGAUUCUGCCGUGAGGCUUGCAGUGGGAAAGGUUCGGGAGUUUUUGGUGGAUGAGGAUCCGAAUCUUAAGUAUCUUGGAUUACAGGCACUUUCCAUUGUAGCACCGAAGCAUUUGUGGGCAGUUUCAGAGAAUAAGGAAUUUGUGAUUAAGUCAUUGAGUGAUGCAGAUCCUAAUAUUAAGAUUGAGUCAUUGCGUCUUGUGAUGGCAUUGGUAUCUGAACAUAAUGUGGCUGAAAUUUCCAGAGUUUUGGUCAAUUAUGCACUUAAAUCUGAUCCUGAUUUUUGUAAUGAGAUUCUUGGUUCUAUUUUAUCAACUUGUUCUAGGAAUGUAUAUGAGAUUAUUGUUGAUUUUGAUUGGUAUGUAUCACUUCUUGGGGAGAUGUCAAGAAUCCCACAUUGCCAGAAGGGAGAAGAAAUUGAAAAUCAACUAAUUGAUAUUGGUAUGAGGGUCAAGGAUGUUAGGCCAGAACUUGUUUGUGUUAGUCGUGAUCUGCUGAUUGAUCCUGCCUUACUUGGGAAUUCUUUCUUGCAUAGGCUAUUAUCUGCUGCAGCUUGGGUGUCUGGAGAAUAUGUUGAGUAUUCAAGGAACCCAUUAGAGCUUAUGGAAGCACUAUUACAACCUCGCACUAGUUUGUUGCCACCAUCUAUUACGGCAAUUUAUAUUCAGUCUGCCUUUAAAGUUUUAGUUUUUUGCCUACUUACUUACCUCAUGCAAAGGGGAAGUACUGCUUCGUCUAUGUUUCCUGAUAAUUUGCCCUCAGCAGUUUCAGCAUCUGUGUCCUAUGAAUCAUUUGAUGAUCUGUCUGUUGAAAACGUUGUGGAUGCAACUGAUACUCAUGGCCCAACAUGUACCUCUGCCUCUAUCACCAAUGAAUCCAUUGUAAACCUGUUGAAUCUGGUUGAAUUGGCUUUGGGUCCUCUAUUAGGAAGCCAUGAUGUAGAAAUACAGGAGAGAGCGCGGAAUGUGCUUGGCUUUGUUGAUUUGACAAAACUGGACUUACUUAAUUCUUCAGUUCAAGAGGAAAAUGAUUCAGAGAGAAAAGGAGCGGAAGCUUCCAAAACCAUAGAACUGAUGCAUGGUGCCUUUUCUAAGGAGCUUGGUCCCGUCUCUUCAAGCGCCCAGGGAAAAAUUUGUCUACCAGAUGGGUUAAUGCUUAAGGAGAACCUCGGCGACUUGGAAAUGAUCUGUGGUGACAUUGAUCAACCUUCAUCAAACUCAUUUUCUUUUGGAAGUCCUUAUGAGGAGAAGGGUGGUGUUUCUUUCUCUAACCUUCAGAUCAAAGAAAACUCUAGGCAAUCAAAUGAGUCCACAUCUCUGUUAGCGGAGCACCGUAAGCGCCAUGGGUUGUAUUAUCUUCCUUCGGGGAAGAGUGAAAUGAUUUCAAAUGAUUAUCCUCCUGCCAAUGACCCCAUGUUACUGGGUAAUAUCAAUGAUAAUGCUGAUGAUCUUGUUAAACUUACAGAGGAAUCACUUACACCUAAGAGAAAACCAAACCAUGCCAAGCCUAGGCCUGUUGUGGUGAAAUUGGAUGAAGUGGAUGAGAAACCUGAGUCUAAGGAAGAUUCACUUUCAGGUGCUGUGCAUGAUGUUCUUUUUGGUAGUGAAGAUAUUGUACCAACUUCAUCACAAAGCAACCUUUCUGAUAUGCCAUCUAGCAAGAGAAAAGGGAAGGAAAAACAACAUACAGAUUCUCAUGUGGAAUCAAAAGAAAAUUUAGUUGACCAUGGAAAUCCUAGUUCAAGGAGGAGAAAACACCAUAGUCAUGGUAAAGAGAGAAGACAUAGAAGUCCAAGGAAGAAGAAUGCUGAGGAAAGAAAAGAUAAUGGUCAGAAAUUAAAAGAAAAGAGUAGUCAUCGCCAUGGUAUGCAUAAAUCUGGACAAAGAGCUGAAGAGCCUUUUAAUUUUUCUGUACAAACACCUGUGAUACCUGAUUUCCUUUUAUAGCAUUAAAAUUUUUGAACCAAAAGUCUGAAGUUGCUCAAGAGAAAUUGGCCGACAAUAUCCCCUGUAUUCAGCCUUCAUGCAUGCUAAGUUCGGUUCUGCUGUAAAUUGUUAUGGUUUUUGUUAUUAUUUGGCAUAUGUGGUCUAUUGAAAUUUGAAAAAAUGGGAUUUAUUUCAGAUGUUACACAUUUUGAAUUUCAAUUUUGUGGACUAAAGUUUCAAUUUGAAACAUUUUAGCCCCCAAGAUCUAAAAUGAAUAUAUUCUCUAUAUGUUGGUUUUGA